CUAAGAAGAUGCGUUAGCAUCAAGUUACACUGUUGGACUGCUGAAGUAUGGAAUCCAAACUAAGCUAGUGCAAGAGAUACAGUGCUAAAUAAAAAAUUGAGUCAUUGUAAUGGAGACAAGACUAGACAGCGAACAUGUGCGAACAGUACACAUCAGGCCUCGAUGACUUCAUCCACGAAUAGAAUGAGCUGGGACAGAAAGGGCACAAAACUCACAUAUAUCGGGCCAAGGGCGUCCAAGCCAGUCUUCUUAAGGCAGGACGAGCCAGCACGAUGGGCUUAUCCCUGCAAAUAGGUGUGAGUUCUUGUCACGGACCGCUGUUGUGGGCGGAGAGGAUGUUGCUGUGACAGCGGGGGAAGGGCAGCUUGGGUUCCGCUACUCGUCCAGAUCACAUUCCAGUAAACCCGAUAUAGUAUACAGUCCAAAGCACCUUAAUAUAACAAUUCGCCAAAAGGCCAAACCCCAUAAACUCUUUUAGAAUCAACCCUUAACCAAGAUGAGAGAACCCCGCCAUGAGGCACAAAAUCAAUCUCACGCUGGCCCCAAGGAAGGCGGUGGGGUAGCUCUAGGUCACAUGGCUGGGGAGCUUGUUUCUCAAGUUCCCCCCAUGAUUAUUUUUGCCAGCAACAUCGAGUAGCAGUUGCUCUUCCUCUGUCCAGCGGUCCAGCGUGCAGCUUUCGAGCAUUAACCUGCAGACACAGCUGCUUUAUUCCCCGUAGCUUGUCAACGGCCCCUUCUGGAAUGGUCAAGCUCCAGGUGGAGGACACGAAUCAGAAUGUCAGGCCAACUAUCGGAGCAGGAGAUCUUCAAGGCAGUCCUAGACUUCGCCGCCGACGGCACAUAUCCGGAAGCGGAGCAAGUCGUAGCUGUCGAAUUCCCUCUAUCUGCCCUUUCCAGAGAAUUGGAGCUUAUCACCCAGGCCAGAGACCAGGUAGAAGCAGAGAUAAGCUCGCUGAGCCAAGAGAACGAUUUCAAUGUCGAUGAGUGGAUAUCGCAAGCGAAACAACUUCACGCAGACCUCGAACGAUCCAGGCUCACUGCCCGGGAAAUCGUCAAGCAACACGAGAACACUGUACCGCUGCAAUCAAACAUCGAGGACGCAGCUGCGAAAGUUGAUUUAGUGGAGAAAGAGAUCAUAUUCAACCAGACCGUGACGAAUACAUUAGAGGAGGUUCAGAGCAUAUGCCGCCAACUUGAUUCCACCCGAGCUCUCUAUCAGGAUGACAGAAUCACAGAUGCAAUUGAAAAUCUAGAGGCCAUCGAACAUGCCAUCAACCAGGACAGUUAUUUUAAGCACACUAAUGUUAGAGGGUUGCUCUUGGAGAAUGUCUCUUCAUUACGGCAGGAUAUCGUCAACGUACUUCAUAGUCGCUGGAACCAACAUUUCAAGCUUGACCACAAAGAAGGGACCUUUCGUAUUUCAAAGGACGCACUAGAAGAGACCAUCUCUGCCCUAGCUCGUUUAGAUGAACUCGCUGCAGUAAAUGAGCAAUUCCAGAAAGAUCUGUUCUUGGUGGUCAUAGAUCCGAUAUUGCUGCCCAGCAGGAAUGGCUACAGCCACGGAAUUCAGGUUCUCGAGGGCUCAAUCUGUCUCGAGCCUGAGCCGUCUCCGGCUUCGGUUAGAGAUGUGUUGGAUCGAGUUGGCACAGUUCUCGCAUUCCUCCACCAUUCUCUUCCUCUAGCAAUCCAAAGUUCGCUCUCGGAUACAUUCAUCCCUGCCAUUUCAUCAAAGAUCAUCUCUCACUGGCUGUCGACCGCGAUACCCACUGAACUUGAGGGACUAGGCUGGUUUGAAGCAACUCUAAACCAUGUCCUUGGGUUCACCAAGUUGAUAGGCUCUUUGAAUUGGCAUGGCCAGGAGGAGCUCCUUUCCUGGGUCAACCAAGCCCCUCGCUUAUGGCUCACCAGGCGAAGAAUUGAUUCACUGGAUCAGGUUCGCAAGGUGCUUUCUGCUAGCAAAGGAGAUUCAAGACAGGUGGAGAGGGUCGAAAAGAGACAAGUUCAUGCGUCGGAUGAAGUAUUGUUGGACAAUUCGACUUUAGACGACUGGGAUGCGGGUUGGGACGAUCAAAACCACGACGAUGAAGUGGUCAGCGCUUGGGGAUUGGAUGAUGACAAAGACGAUUCCAAGGCCGCAAAAGCCAGUGCAGGUGUUGAUGACGAGGAAGACGAUGGUGCCGAGGAUGCUUGGGGAUGGGCAGAAGACGAUGAAGAAGAUCAGUCUUUUGAGGACACCGCGCCAAAUAAAGCAGUCACAGAGGCCAAGCCGAGUCAAGAUCAAAAGCAUAAGUCGCAAUCAGGGCCUAGGGAAAUAACGCUAAAGGAACAUUAUACGAUUACUGAUGUGCCGGACUCUAUUCUUCACAUUAUCCGGCAGCAGGUCGCAGACUCUGUGGCCAUAUCGCAACCUGCGAAUACUAGCACCCUUGUGUCUUCCUCCGGUGCUGGCCUUCUUGCUCUUCCAACUCUGAUUGUCGCCAUGUUCAAGGCAACAGCAUCUUCAUUCUACAGCCUGAAGCUUAAUUGUGGCCAGAUGUAUCUGUAUAAUGACAGCUUAUAUCUCUCAGAGCGAGUGCGUGAAGUCGCAGACGAAAAUCAGCUUCCAAGACUUUAUGCCGAUGUUGAUGCCCUUGCCAGAUUCGGCAAACUGGCAUACAGCAAAGAAAUGCAGACACAGCGAACGAUCGUCACAGACUUACUGGACGGUGCGCAGGGGUUCAGUCAAUGCUCGGAACAACCUUUUCUGGGAGAAUGUGAAAACGCUGUGAGCGCAACUGUGGACAGGCUACAGGACGUCUAUGCUGAGUGGCAGCCGAUUCUUUCGCAUUCCGCACUGCUCCAAGCAAUUGGUUCCCUAGUAUCGACGGUAAUCAACAAGAUUAUCAUUGAUAUCGCGGAUCUGGGUGACAUAUCCGAGGCUCAGUCUCAGAAGCUCGUAUCUUUCUGCAAUCAGUUGUCAAGGCUGGAGAGGCUGUUUUUGCCAGCAAACUCGGAUAGUAACGAACCAGUGCCCAUGACCGCCGUCUACGUGCGGAAUUGGCUCAAAUUCCAGUAUCUGAUCAACAUCCUCGAGAGCUCUAUAGCCGACAUCAAGUUCCUAUGGGUGGAGGGAGAGCUGUCUCUCGAAUUCUCCGCGGAUGAAGUGGUGGACUUGAUUGAGGCGCUUUUUGCAGAAUCUGACUACCGGCGAAAGGCAAUUGCAGAAAUCAGGAGAGCAUCAAAGGGCACAUAGGGUAUUUGUGUAUAUAUUAGGUAGCAUAGAACGCAUAUUUCUUCAUCAAAAGUCCAAACUCUACACUCUAGAUCUCGAGCAGUGUUUUUGCAUGUGCGGAGAAUGGCUCCGCGCUUGGCACAAGUGGCCGCAACGCCCACCGUAAUUUUUU
Messenger RNA from Aspergillus calidoustus, 3383 nucleotides. Lineage: Eukaryota; Fungi; Ascomycota; Eurotiomycetes; Eurotiales; Aspergillaceae. The record is from the annotation of a GenBank genome assembly.